Messenger RNA from Dioscorea cayenensis subsp. rotundata (Guinea yam), 487 nucleotides. Its product is annotated as LETM1 domain-containing protein LETM2, mitochondrial-like. The transcript is spliced from 5 exons. NCBI's taxonomy places the organism in Eukaryota, Viridiplantae, Streptophyta, Magnoliopsida, Dioscoreales, Dioscoreaceae. Gene Ontology annotation, molecular function: ribosome binding. The coding region runs from base 119 to 454 and encodes 111 amino acids. The record is from RefSeq and is a predicted model, not a curated record.
UACAGAAAUAGACCAGCCUGUCUGCUCUGAUAAGAUCUUCGAUGCAUACCCUGAAGCUGUCAACAUAGAUCCUCCUCGGAGCAUAAUUGCAAAAUAUAGCCAUUUUGUUUUAUCUACUAUGACAGAUCUGUGCAUGGGAAUUCAAUUGCUCUUCAUAGACAUAUCGGUCACCAUCUCCUUUCUUCGAAAACCACUCUAUGGACGAAAGCUUACUACAACGGAAAGGAAGAAGAUUUUUCAAACAUUCAUCGAUGUCAUUUGCGUCAUUCCGUUGGUGGUACUAAUGCUACUUCCUGUGACUGCCAUUGGUUAUGUCAUUAUCUUAGCAAUAAUCAAGAAACUCAUGCCGAAUUUGGUCCCUUCUUCAUUUUCAACAGAAAGAUUGGAUGUCAUAAAGCAAUUGACAAGAGCUAAGAAGAUGAAAGGACACCCAUCUUGUGGCCAUGUUAGCUGAAAUGUUGCAAAUAGUUAAACAUAUUUCUCUUUG